AUGUGAUUAAAUUAUAUUUUUGUCAAAAUGACCAUAUCACAAAAACGAAUACCAAGAUGAACACUGUGCAGUCAGGCUUGUUUUAAUAUUUGUUCUGAGCAAACUUCCCUAAGAAGCUGUCGUACCACUCCCAGUCCCACCCAGUCUUUUGUCAUCAUGUACGUACAUAAUCUCCUCUGUAAACUCAUGGCUCCGUUUGAAACACGGAACUAGACAUGAAUGGGUAUUGGAUAGGGUAUGUCGUGAUCAGUAAAGCGCAAAUGUCUACAGUCAUCCAGACAUGGACAGGUGACAGUCCUUGGUUAGUUUAGGCGUUGGGAGUGUAAUCUGUCCAUUUAUUUUUUAUAGUCUGCCUGUCGGUUUCUAUCGGGACUAAUCAUGUUGUCAUUCGGGAAAAUGCGUAAACGCAUCGAGCCGGUGGUUUUAUGUGCCCAAAUAGCCAGCGCGUUUUUCGACACCGGUUUGCAGAUGGUGGUCAAGGAGAGAUGCGCCAACAUGACCGACGCGCUCUCGCCCACCCCCACCGAAGACAGCCGGCAGAAAGCAAUGUCCAACUUCUACAUGAUAUAUAAUAUGCUGGCCAAAUUCGUACCGAUCCUACCCGCUAUUCUUUUAGCCAAGGUAGGGGACCUGGGGUACCGGAAAAUCCCCAUCGUGAUCCCUUUGGUGGGUUACCUGGUCUCCAGAGUGGUCCUGCUCCUGGUCAUAGUGAUGGAUCUCCCGAUACAGGCUAUGUUCGGCGGGGUGGUGGUCCACGGACUCAGCGGCGGGUUCUGCUCCUACUGGGCCGGGGUCAUGGCCCUGGUGUCGCUCACCUCCACCGAGGAGGACCGCUCUCUCCACAUGAUGCAUAUCGAACUGGUCUACGGAGUAGCCGGUCUCAUCGGUAGUCUAGCGUCCGGGCACCUCUUCCAGUUGUACAGUGUGGAUUUUAAACAAGGGACUCUGUUAGUGAGCCUGAGUGUUUUCCUCUACUUUUUGUGUCUUAUCUACACAACCUUCUUCUUUCUAAUGCCAAGUUUCUCGACAAGCGCGCACGAGCGCAACGAGACCAAUGGCUUCGUCACUGAGCGAAAUUCCAGGAAUAUAUUGAACAUUCUGCUUCUCUUCGCGAGCGGUAUUUUAUAUGACGUGGCCGUCGGAGGUGGGAUGGAGAUACUGGUGACCUUUGAGAUGAAGGAGCCCCUGAACUGGAGUGCUACACAGGUAGGUUACGGUAACGCCGCCGGGUUCGUGGUCUUCCUGACGAGCUUCCUGGGUGUCAUGGUAAUGUCCAGAUGGGUGAGUGACGUCACCCUCAUCAUCAUCGGCAUGGUGUCCUUCGCUGCCGGGAUCUACUUCAUGGCCUUCGUCACGGCAACGUACAUGUUCUAUCUGGCUCGAGCCCUGACCCUGUUCGCUCUGAUUCCCAUGCCAACCAUCCGGGCUCUGCUCUCUAAACAGGUGAACGGCUCAUCGUACGGGAUCACCCUCAUCUCACUGCAGCUGUCCUUUAAGAUCGCCAGCCUGGCCUACACUCCCAUCUACACCAAGGUGUACCAGGCUACCCUGGACUGGUUCCCCGGGUUCGUCUUCACCCUGUCCAGCAUUAUCACCGUCCUGGCCACCAUACCUGUCAGGUACGUUAUGACAUCAUCAGUCCUGGCCACCAUACCGGUCAGGUACGAUAUGACAUCAUCAGUCCUGGCCACCAUACCUGUCAGGUACGAUAUGACAUCAUCAGUCCUGGCCACCAUACCAGUCAGGUACGAUAUGACAUCAUCAGUCCUGGCCACCAUACUAGUCAGAUAAGAUGUGACAUCAUCAGUCCUAGCCACCAUACCUGUCAGGUACGAUAUGACAUCAUCAGUCCUAGCCACCAUACCUGUCAGGUAAGUCGUGACACCAUCAGUCCUAGCCACCAUACCUGUCAGGUAAGAUGUGACAUCAGUCCUAGCCACCAUACCUGUCAGGUAAGAUGUGACAUCAUCAGUCCUGGCCACCAUACCUGUCAGGUAAGAUGUGACAUCAUCAGUCCUAGCCACCAUACCUGUCAGGUAAGAUGUGACAUCAUCAGUCCUAGCCACCAUACCUGUCAGGUAAGAUGUGACAUCAUCAGCCCUAGCCACCAUACCUGUCAGGUAAGAUGUGACAUCAUCAGUCCUAGCCACCAUACCUGUCAGGUAAGAUGUGACAUCAUCAGUCCUAGCCACCAUACCUGUCAGGUAAGAUGUGACAUCAUCAGUCCUGGCUACCAUACCUGUCAGGUAAGAUGUGACAUCAUCAGUUCUAGCCACCAUACCUGUCAGGUUAGAUGUGACAUCAUCAGUCCUGGCUACCAUACCUGUCAGGUAAGAUGUGACAUCAUCAGUUCUAGCCACCAUACCUGUCAGGUUAGAUGUGACAUCAUCAGUCCUAGCCACCAUACCUGUCAGGUAAGAUGUGACAUCAUCAGUCCUAGCCACCAUACCUGUCAGGUAAGAUGUGACAUCAUCAGUCCUGGCCACCAUACCUGUCAGGUGAGAUGUGACAUCAUCAGUUCUAGCCACCGUUUUUUACCCUGAGUCUCCACUUGCCUUGAACUCACUGAAGUGGGAGAGUUCCCAGUUCCCAGUUGAACACGGCACCAGUACGGGGUUACAAAGAACAUUUCCAAUACUUGUUACACGGUACAAGAAUAAUGACAGAAAUAAGGACCCUGUCCUGUAAAGCGUCACCACGAUUCCUUUGUACGAUGUUUCUCUCUCCUCCAGCAUGGUGGGCUGCAGAUCUGGCCGGGCUGACGGUUACGAGAGGAUCCUGGGGAACUGACGGUUACGAGAAGAUCCAGGGGAACUGACGGUUACGAGAGGAUCCUGGGGAACUGACGGUUACGAGAGGAUCCUGGGGAACUGACGGUUACGAGAGGAUCCUGGGGAACUGACGGUUACGAGAGGAUCCUGGGGAACUGACGGUUACGAGAGGAUCCUGGGGAACUGACGGUUACGAGAGGAUCCUGGGGAACUGACGGUUACGAGAGGAUCCUGGGGAACUGACGGUUACGCGAGGAUCCUGGGGAACUGACGGUUACGAGAGGAUCCUGGGGAACUGACGGCGGCGACGAUGUGAUUGUGACGGUUUUGAGAUUGAGCCAGGUUAAUGUCCUUGGUACCGCCAUCACAGGCCCUCCUCGCCGUCUCUGUGACACUGGAGCCAAUGUCAGCAGCACUUACCAUGAAUGCAAUCGCUGCAAAAACGUCUUUAGACCAGAGCCCUGACGGCAUCUUUUGAAUGAAUCCCAGGCCUGAGCCCAAUCAACAUGUCCAACACAGGCCUGAUACAGGGCUGAUACAGGGCACUAUUGAAAACACUGGCAUUCUCUAGAGCCCUCAAAUUCUGGACCUCCAAGCCAGUUCGAUGUUCCCGUCACUGUGAAAGAACUCCGGUGAAACAGAGCUGAAUUAACUUGAAAUACUUUACUGUCACUUUUUAAUACAUAAUUUUUUUGCAUUUGAACUAAUUGUGUUCUUUAUUGUGUAUCAAAAGCAUUUGAGUGAACAGAUUAAAUACUUUUCUUUAUUGGUC
This is a messenger RNA of Oncorhynchus kisutch (coho salmon), 3543 nucleotides long. RefSeq names its product thymic stromal cotransporter homolog. Gene Ontology annotation, biological process: transmembrane transport. Gene Ontology annotation, cellular component: membrane. The transcript is spliced from 5 exons. The record is from RefSeq and is a predicted model, not a curated record. NCBI's taxonomy places the organism in Eukaryota, Metazoa, Chordata, Actinopteri, Salmoniformes, Salmonidae. The coding region runs from base 379 to 1791 and encodes 470 amino acids. Gene Ontology annotation, molecular function: transmembrane transporter activity.